AUGAAGGCUCUUCGUCAGUUCAAGCAGGAAGGCAAGGCGGAAGUUGAUGAAAAGCGCAGCAAUGCCAUGCAUCCCAUCCUGAUCGCACUGCGCUAUGCGGCAGAGAAGUCCUUGUCCUACUUCUUGGAUCCCGCCAAAAUGAAGGAGGAUUUGGAGAUUCUGAAGCAGAGCAACGAGGAUUUCUCGAAGUACUUCGAGGAGGCCGAUGGAAUCGACGCUGUGUACGAGCGUGUGUUCUCCUUGAAGUAUGUGAAGAAUGACUACCGCCUGCUGCUGGAGGCUGCGGCGAUGACCGAUGAGGAGAAAAUCUUCAAGAAACUGGUGGAGACGCUGAAGGGCCAAAGCCUGGAUAUCGAUAAGCUGGUGCAUAGAAGCAAGUUCUACCCGUCGCUGAUCGAGUUCUGUCUCUCGCAUCGCUGCUACGUUGUGGGUCAGUAUCUGCUGAAGACCUUCUCGUUCCGCGAGAAGGAAGUGACCGAGGCCUUCUGUAGCCUUUCCCAGACGGUGACCAAUCUUCAUGUGGAUAUUACGUCGGUGAGAACAGGCCACAGCCUUACGGUGUGCAUGGGAUGGAAUUCCAGAGGCUCGAGCUCGAGUGAUAAUGGCAUGAUGACUUCUCUGUACAUCUACAAGAGCUUCAUGCAGCUGAUCCAGCUCAUUCCCAAGGAGUUCAAAGACAAGGUCUUGGACAAGAUGAUGUCGCAGGUCCUGACAAUUAAUCGCCCUGCCUUGGUUGAAAAGCUCGUCAAGGAAAUCCCUGUGCAGCUGCAGCAGUUCGAUGAUAUCGUGAAGAGCGUGAUUGCCUCGAACAAUGACACGGCGCUGGGUCUGCUGAUCGAUUGCAUGGGACUGAAGGAGAAGCUGAUGAAGGAGAACCCCAACGGAUACACGAUUGUGGAGCUGGUGAUGACGAAGUACAUCGAGGAUAUCAUCAAGAACCAGAGAAAUAACAAGAAAGAGCGCGAGGAUGAGGAGGAGCGAAAGGAGCACACGAAGCUUGUGGAGGACGAGUUCAUGAAGAAGACCCAGAUGCAGGAGCUUGUUGAUUUGUAUCGCUUGAUGAAGAACGGAACGGGCUCCAGCGCGAAGAUGCUGCAGCUCGUGUUGGAAGCGAGCAAUGGACAGCAGCGCGAGUUGACGACUCUGGAGGAAGUGCAGGAUCGUGUGAAGAGAGAUUCCGCCGAUAUUGCGGAGAAUGAUCUUGGUAAGAGACGACGUUGCCUGGGAAGAAUGGGCAAUUUCAAUGUGAACUAUGUUAACAAUGGACGUAUAUCCAUGUUGAGCGGCAUGCCGAAGGCCGAACUCAAGAAAGAAUAGAGAAGUCGUGAUGAAUCAGUAAAUCCGUAAAUGUAUAU
Molecule: messenger RNA, 1355 nt
Organism: Blastocystis hominis
Lineage: Eukaryota; Bigyra; Opalinata; Blastocystidae
Exons: 1
Coding region: 1-1317 (438 amino acids)
Source: RefSeq, a predicted model, not a curated record